AUGGGCUUAAUUGGUAAGAAAUCUUCUCAGCGGCCUAAGCCAAAGCUAGUGCGUGUAAAGGAGGUGAAAGAAGAGCCACCCAUCCCAAGCAUUAGAGAUCCUAAGCCAAAAAAAGCGAUAGCUAAGAGACCAACAAGGCCUCCGCCAACUGAGAGAGAGAAAUUACUAUUAAGGUACCUGAAUUCGCACAAAGAGCAGCAGUUGCAAAGGACCAAAACUUAUCUGAAAAAACGGACCCUUCAAGAGCGCAAAGAUAUGGAAAGACAGCUAACUUUAAAACAGCGAGAGGGUAUACGCACGAUAGAAAUGAUACAAAAGACACAAGACAGAUUUCUAGUGGAAGGAGCUACAUGGAACAAGUAUCUUGAAAGUGUCGCCGCUGCAAGGAGAGCUGAAGAAAGGAGGAGCAGGCAACUAGGGGUCUUUCAGGAUUAA
Eremothecium gossypii ATCC 10895 is the source of this 435-nucleotide messenger RNA. Its product is annotated as AFL028Wp. The transcript has a single exon. The record is from RefSeq and is marked provisional. NCBI's taxonomy places the organism in Eukaryota, Fungi, Ascomycota, Saccharomycetes, Saccharomycetales, Saccharomycetaceae. The coding region runs from base 1 to 435 and encodes 144 amino acids.